This is a messenger RNA of Cladocopium goreaui, 5364 nucleotides long. The record is from the annotation of a GenBank genome assembly. Lineage: Eukaryota; Dinophyceae; Suessiales; Symbiodiniaceae.
UUUAUUUUGAGAGCAGGGAGUACGUCCUUCACGGCACCGAUGAAAAGGGCGGCGCCGCCCUUUGCCCCACCCCCUCGUCCAGACAAUGAUGGCAAGACUCUCGCAGGAACAGUGGAUGAGUUUGCUUCUUGGGAAGCUGCAGCAAAAACCCCCAUGGAACUCAGAUUACAGUCAGGUGAGUGCUGGCGGGGAUGGAAUUUUGGUGCCAAACGGUCAGUGGCAGGCGAAGUGGUUUUCUGCACAGCAAUGAUGGGAUAUCCGGAAUCCCUCACAGAUCCAUCAUUCGCAGGUCAAAUCCUUGUUUUGACCUAUCCCCUAGUGGGAAACUAUGGCGUGCCGCCAGAUGAGAAUGAUGAACUGGGCAUUCCAAGGUAUUUCGAAGGUAGCAAAAUCUUCCCUGUGGCCGUGGUGGUGUCCGAGUAUUCCUUCGUGGCAUCGCAUUACUCUGCCGUGAAGAGCUUGUCCCAGUGGCUCGAAGAGCACGAAGUGCCGGGUAUUUUUGGAGUGGACACUCGUGCGAUCACCAAGCGACUUCGAAUGGAAGGUUCAGCCCUUGGUGCCGUGGUGAUGGGAUCGGACUCAGCACCUGCUUUGGUGGAUCCGAACCUACGAAACCUGGUGGCUGAAGUGUCAGUGUCCAGCCCCAAACUGUAUGUGCCACCCCAAGAUGACGACGGGGAUGGUAGUGAUGCUCCUUUGGUCAUAGCAGUUGAUUGCGGCAUGAAGUUUAACAUUGUGCGCUUCUUUGUGUACUACCUUAGAGUGAGACUCAAGGUGGUUCCGUGGAAUUAUGACUUCUCCAAAGAGGAAUUCGAUGGGCUCUUCAUUAGCAAUGGGCCUGGCGAUCCAGAGAAGUGCGAUGUGACAGUGAAGUGCUUGCAGCAAGUGAUGAAAGACCGGCCUCGUUUACCCAUCUUUGGAAUUUGCCUUGGCCAUCAGCUGCUGUCGUUGGCUGCGGGCUGCAAGACGUACAAGAUGAAGUUUGGAAAUCGUGGCGUGAACCAGCCCUGCAUAGAUCUGCGAACUGGCAGAUGCUACAUCACAUCGCAGAAUCAUGGCUUUGCUGUGGAUGACUCCGAUCUGCCUGAGGGAUGGCACUCUCUUUUCGUCAAUGCCAACGAUGGCUCCAACGAGGGCAUCGCACACAAGGAGAAGCCGUGGCUUUCAGUUCAAUUCCAUCCAGAGGCUUGCUGUGGUCCAGUUGACACUGCAUUCUUGUUCGACGAAUUUUUACGCAUCCUGAGGGACGCCCAAGGAAGAAGCUUGACGACCAUCAGCUACAAGCACCCACAAGCCAUUACGAAGGUGUUGGUGCUGGGAUCUGGAGGUUUGACCAUUGGCCAAGCAGGAGAGUUUGACUACUCUGGAAGUCAAGCCAUCAAGGCUUUGCGCGAACAGCACGUACAGUCAGUGCUGAUCAACCCGAACAUCGCCACAGUGCAGACAUCCAAGGGCUUGGCGGACCAGAUCUUCUUCGUUCCUGUCACGCCAGAAUUUGUUACAAAGGUCAUUGAAAAGGUCCGACCUGAUGGUCUUUUUGCCGCCUUUGGUGGACAAACUGCCCUGAACUGUGCGGUGCAGCUUCACAGAAAUGGUACUCUGAAAAAGUAUGGAGUGAAGGUUCUGGGUACUCAGAUCGAUUCGAUUGUGGCCACCGAGGAUAGGGAUGUUUUCAAGGCCGGUGUUGAAAGCAUCGGCGAGCAGUGUGCUCUGUCUGCCUGCGCUGAUACUGUGGAAGAUGCGAAGAAGGCUGCAAAGGAAAUUGGCUUCCCAGUCUUAGUGCGAGCCGCCUUUGCCCUCGGUGGCCUCGGUAGUGGCUUUGCAUCCAAUGAGGCAGAGUUGGACGUGCUCUUGGAGAGGGCAUUCGCCAACUCCUCACAGGUGAUCAUCGAUGAGUGCCUCAAGGGAUGGAAGGAGUUGGAGUAUGAAGUCAUGCGUGAUUCCAAGGACAACUGCCUGGUGGUGUGUAACAUGGAGAACCUGGAUCCCAUGGGCAUUCACACCGGCGAGUCCAUCGUUGUUGCGCCCUCCCAGACGUUGAGCAAUGAUGAGUAUCACCAUCUUCGUGCGGUUGCCAUCAAGGUUAUUCGCCACUUUGGCAUUGUGGGUGAAGCUAACAUCCAAUAUGCAUUGGAUCCAUAUUCCAAACGCUACCGAAUUGUGGAGGUCAAUGCCAGACUGUCGCGAAGUAGCGCAUUGGCAUCGAAGGCGACCGGCUAUCCCUUGGCAUACGUGGCUGCCAAGAUCGCAUUGGGCCACGACCUGGUCAGCCUCCGAAACUUGGUGACGCGCUGCACCACGGCCUGUUUCGAACCCUCCCUGGACUACUGCGUGGUGAAGAUUCCUCGCUGGGAUAUCGACAAGUUUCCCACGGUGGAGCGCACCCUGGGGACGCAGAUGAAGUCUGUGGGCGAGGUGAUGUCCAUCGCAAGGUCCUUCCCGGAAGCCAUUCAGAAGGCUUUGCGAAUGGUGAACGAAGGUUCAGUGGGCUUUGAUGAGUCUUGGUAUCUUCGUGCUCGGACAUCAGCUGGAACCUCCAAAGAGAACAAUGUGGAGGAGGAGAUGAGAUGUGCCGGUCCGUUGCGGCUUUGGGCCAUCGCCCAUGCCUUUAACACUGGCUACUCUGUUGAGAAGGUGCACGAGAUCACUCGCAUCGACAGGUGGUUUUUGGGCAAGCUCUUCUCAGUUCACCAAGCACGAAAACGAAUGGAAAGUAUGGGAAGCCUUUCAGCGUUGAAAGAGGCCGGCCCAGAGUUCCUCCUCCGUGUCAAGCAGUUGGGCUUCUGCGACAGGCAAAUCGGAAAAGCCGUGAAGGACACCGAUCUGGCCGUCAUGCAGUUGCGCGCGGGCUGGAACGUGAGGCCUUGCGUGAAGCAAGUGGAUACUCUUGCAGCUGAAUUCCCAGCACAGACGAACUAUUUGUACCUGACCUAUGUUGGUUCACAGAACGAUGUGGUUCCCCUGAGAACUGAGAAGCUGGCGGCUCACAAGGACUCUUUGUAUGACACUGCCUUUGGCAAGGGCCGUUUGCAAGAGGAAAGCGGCUUCAAUCUACCCACCAAGAAGUCAGGUGUGCAACGAGUGCAGACUUCGCCUUCGUUUAGCCCCAGGAAAAGCGCGAUCAAGACUGAGGAGCCCCCCCCACCACUGGACCUCAACGGAGAAGCACAGAAGCCUUCGUUCAUUGUACUUGGCUCGGGAUGUUAUCGCAUCGGUGCCUCUGUGGAGUUUGACUGGAGCUCUGUGAGCGCUGUGAGGACCCUGCGAGAAACCGGACAUCGAGCCAUGGUGAUCAACUGCAACCCAGAAACGGUCUCCACGGACUACGAUGAGAGCGAUCGGCUCUACUUCGAGGAAUUGACGCUGGAAACCGUUUUGGAGAUUUGCAACUUCGAGCAGCCAGCCGGCACUAUUGUGUCUGUUGGUGGACAGACGCCCAACAAUUUGGCGCCAAAGUUGGACAAGAUGGGCAUCCACAUUCUGGGUACCGCUGCGCAGAACAUCGACCGCGCUGAGGAUCGCUCCAAGUUCUCGGCCAUGUGUGACGAGCUGGGCAUUGACCAACCCGAAUGGUCCGAGUUCGUGAAGAUGGAGGAAGCUUUGAGUUUUGCCCACAUGGUGGGAUUCCCCGUGCUGGUGCGUCCCUCCUACGUCCUGUCCGGCGCAGCUAUGCGAGUCAUUGACAAUGAGGAUCAGCUGAAGGCUUUCCUUGGCACCUCAGCGGUUGUGGAGCAGGAGUUCCCUGUGGUGAUCUCGAAGUACAUCGAGCAUGCCAGGGAGAUCGAGUUUGAUGGCAUCGGUCGAGAUGGCCAAGUCAUCAACUAUGCAAUCUCCGAACACGUUGAGGAUGCGGGAACACACAGUGGUGAUGCCACCCUGCUGCUCCCAUCGCAGCGUUUGCACCUAGAAACUCAUCGCCGGGUGAUGCACAUCGCAUCUCAGUUGUGCAAGGCUCUCAACAUUUCUGGACCCUUCAACGUGCAGUUCAUGUCCCAGGAAGGUUCCAGCAGUUCGGUGCGAGCAGUGAAAGUCAUCGAAUGCAAUGUCCGAGCAUCCAGAACGGUACCCUUUGUGUCCAAGACACUCAACGUGAACUUCAUCGAGCUGGCCACUCGUGUGAUGCUGAAGCAGGACGUGAAGCCCAGCCCAGUCUACCUCUACGAUUUCGAAUUUGUUGCCUGCAAGGCUCCCAUGUUCUCUUUCCAGAGACUCAGUGGCUCUGAUCCCCACGUUGGAGUAGAGAUGCAGAGUACUGGUGAGGUUGCAUGCUUCGGGCAAAAUGCCAACGAGGCCUUCCUGAAAACCCUGAUCGCCAGCGGGGUGAAGGUGACCUUUGAACCUUGCGGGAUUCUCCUGUCGCUGGGGCCGCAGGACCACAAGGAGACAAUCUUGAAGUACCUGCCUUUCUUGGAUGAGAUGGGUUUCAAGAUCUAUGCUACCACUGGGACUGCUUCAUACAUAGAGGCGAAUGCACCGAAGCGGAAGGGCCAACGGAUAAGCGUCAGCCCACUGAGCAAUGCUGUGACUCAGAAGAGACCCAACGUCAUGUCAGCAAUGGCGGACAAGUCGGUGAAGAUGGUCAUUUGCACUCCUUCAUCUAGGGAGUUCCCCCGGCUUGUUGAUGUGGGUUUGUCUGAAAAUAGAGCACCCCAACACGCAUCAAAAUCCCAGUGGUUCAUCAUAUUUGUUUUCUUCAUUGAAUGGCUGUAAAUGGGGGGGAUUCGCCCAUUUUUGGACAUGUUUCUGACAUUUUGGAGCAGCUUCGCGAAACAAGCAGCAACCCAGGCUAUAUCCAAUCCUGCCUGUUGUGGUUUCAGGAUGUUUUCAGUGAGGUAUCUUGACGUGCUUCACAUGUAUUCAUUAUAUCCUGGCCGACAUAUCAUCAGCAUUCUUUGAACACAUAUCAACAGUACAGGGGUAGGGUCUGUCAAUAUCCGGGACCCUUCAAAUGCAAGGUCGACAUCUCACACUGUAACUUCGGUGCAAGAACUGUGGAACAAGUGUGUGUUGCAUGCGGCACCUUGCGUCGAAAAAAAUUGCUUUCCCUGCCAGCUCCGGUGGUGCAACCGCUGGCUAUUUCCUACGAAGGAAAGCUUUAGAAUCUCAGUUGACACUGCUAGUCAACCUUCAACAGGCAUUGAUGUUUAUUGAUGCGCUUUACGAGAAAUGGAACGUCGAACGAAAUGGUGGGGAAUUUUGGACCCUGGACUCAUGGCAAGAGUGCCACAGAAUAGGUUAGUUUCGCUGGCCCUGCCCAGCAUUUGUGUACAAUCUCUUGGCGAGUUCAACCAUUCAGCACUGAGACUUCAAGGCAGAAGGCCCAAAACAAAGGGGCUUAGAUCAAAUUUCAGUAUGGCGUGUGGC